GAAGGCUGUUGGCGUGGGGCCCUGGGAGACGUGGCAGUGCCUGCAGGGGGUGGGGACAAGGCAUAGGGCCCACCAUUACCACCAUGCUCCUGGGGAUCCUCGUGGUGCUCUGCUUCAUCCCCACUGCUGAUGUAACAGAAAACAAGAUUUUAGUGGCUCAGAGUCCUUUGCUCAAGGUAGAUAACAAGACUGCAACUCUAAUUUGCAACUACACAUACAAUGGAACAGGGAAGGAAUUUCGAGCUUCACUGCUCAAAGGAACGGACAGUGCAAUUGAAGUUUGCCUUAUUUCAUGGAACACAAGCAAAAGCAGCAGUACUUCAAAUAAGCAAUUCAACUGCCAGGGGGCUUAUGAUAAAGACAAAGUCAUCUUCAAUCUUUGGAAUAUGAGUGCCAGCCAAACUGACAUCUACUUCUGCAAAAUUGAGGUCAUGUAUCCACCCCCAUAUGUCUACAAUGAGAAGAGCAAUGGGACCAUCAUUCAUGUGCAAGAGACACCCAUCCGAACACAAGAGCCUCUGUCUGCAAUUCCUUUGUGGAUUAUGGCAACAGUGACUGGAGUUCUUGCUUUCUACAGCAUGCUAAUAACCGCAGUUUUUAUUAACUACUGGCAAAAAUCCAGAAGGAAUAUGUACCAUCAGAGUGACUACAUGAACAUGACUCCCCGGCACCCACCAUACCAGAAGAACAAGGGUUACCCAUCCUAUGCCCCAACACGAGACUACACUGCCUAUCGGUCCUGGCAGCCGUAAGACCCACCAGCUGACCCACAGCAGCCUUGUGCGCUUCUAGGCAGUCACCUGCUCUUGGACAUGGAAGGACAGCCUCUCAUUUUCUCAUUAUGUUUGUUGCUAUUGAUCAUGGACACCUACACAAUAGCAAAUAUUGGCUAAACUUUGAUAUAAUAUACUAAAAGAAAAAAACAAACCAACAAACAAACAUAAAAAGGGGGGCGGGGGGAAGUAAAAAAAGAAUCGUUCUCCAUGAUGGCUGAAAAUGAGGCCCAACUUGUGUUGAGGGUUGUCAGUGGGUAAGAUGAUGGCAUCAGACCUCAGAGCUGGUCUCUUCCUGACACUUGUGGUCUUGCUCAGCUGUUGGGAGAAGCAGAACUUCUGUUCUUUUCCCAUAACUGCUGCCUUAGAUGUAACCCUAAAUCUCCUUUCCUGUGUGUCUAAUCCUCAGAAACCCUUGUUGCUGUUAAACACAGAAAAAUGGAAAAAAAAUAUUUUCUUCUCUACAAGACCAGAACAUAAUUUGAAGUUCAAAACACAUGCUUAAAAGGAAGAGGGAAAGGUCAGUCAGAAGGCAUCCAAGCUAUUAGGCUACGGCACAAAUGAUCCACCAGGACCAAUCAAGCUGACACAAAACUAGUAAACCUCCGACAUGCGAGUCCUUAGGUUGGACGCUUUGUAAAUGUUCAUAAGGUCAUCUGCAGUCAUGACCAACCAACUUCACAGAGUGAAAAAGCAAUCAACCUGAACACAAAAUCAAGACAAGCAGGAGAGGAAGAAAGAUCUGUCUUUGACAUGAAGAACUCCAAUUCGGUUUUGUUUGCCUACAGCAAAAGAACACAAAGUCAUACAUGAAGCAUUAGAAGACACAGAGGUCAGAUUUUGAGAAUAUUUUUACUUUCAUUUUUGAAUUUUUGUUUCUAUCCAAAAGGUGUUCUGCUGAGUGCUCCUGAAAAUUUAUUCACAUCUUCUGGCACCUAGGUUGUACCAAAGCUCUUUCAAAACUCUGGGUCCGCUUAGGAGAAACUAAAGAUGAUUUGAAUUUUUUUUCCCAUAAGCACCCAAUUUUUGGGAUGUGAGAGGGUUCUUCAUUCCCAGUAUUGUGAAUUGGACCUGCAAGUGCUCAGGGUGUGCUCUGUGCACUUUGUGUUAACUGGAGGUUACAUUUCUAUCUAAAGAUGUUCUUCGGGACUGCUCCAUGCUGGAGUAGGACAAAGUCUUCAGCAAAACCUGAUUAAUUCUUUCAAUUUAGCACAUUUACAAUAACAGGACAUCCAAAGUUGUAAUUAGGGUUAUCUUGGCAUAAAAUCCCUUUUCAUACUGAGGAGACAAGGUUUAUUUUAUAGAGACUACUGAAUAAAAAAUUAAAAGAAAAAAGUCCAUAUUCCCACACUGAAAUAAAAUUGGGAUUGUACAACAUUUAAUUUCCUCCAAAUUGGGACAAGAAGAUUCUUUCUCUCUUUGAGCGGACAGAAUAAAAGUAGAGAUGUGGAAGUAUGGCAACAAUCUGCUUUGAUGUCUUAAUCAAAGAAAAAAUUUUGUCUCUUCCAAACUGCAAGUUUUAUUUGAGCUUGCUGACUGGGCCCCAAACCUUUCAUUCUGAGUCAUAUCGUCAUGAACCAUGUUCCUGGAGGGUGCUGUGCCACCUCUGAGCAGUGGUGAGGUGCCUGCUGUCCCCCCGGCCAGGGACAGGUGGGGCCCCAGCUCCAGGUGCAGAGCCCCCGAUGGCAGCGGUAAGGGAGGCCCAAGAGAUCCAAGAGGCAGUGCUGUGAGUUUGGCAUGGGAGUGCAGUCAUGGACCCAGCAGGCCUUGAGAGCCUUGCUCUGGCUCAGUUCAGCAAACCCAAAAGCUUAUGAUUGGGCUGAAGAAAUUAAAAACAAAGUAUUAUUUAUUUCUUCUCCUUUCCCCUCAUCACAUGCACAAACACCCAAAGGCUGACAUUUUUCCACAUACAGUUUUUACUCUCUUCCUGAAAAGCCCCUCACUGCACCUUUGUACUGCAGCUGAGGCAGCGAGGAACUUGUGCAGGGGGCAGAGGGGAGGGAGCCAGGUGAACACAUGGCAGUCCCUGCACAGUCCCAGCCUGGUCCUCCUUGCUGGCACUGACUGGGGGGAUGCUAACGCCUUGUCACCUCCCUCCUCACUUGGAGGGAGAUAUGAAUGAUCCUGUGCAGGGGCAUCCAGCCGCUCCCGCCGGAGAGCAGCAGGCUGAGCACAGUCCCCUGUCAGGGUGUGGCACU
Messenger RNA from Pseudopipra pipra, 2971 nucleotides. It is a transcript of the gene CD28, whose product is annotated as CD28 molecule. The transcript has 4 exons. Lineage: Eukaryota; Metazoa; Chordata; Aves; Passeriformes; Pipridae. Bases 84 to 752 code for a protein of 222 amino acids. Gene Ontology annotation, cellular component: membrane; external side of plasma membrane. The record is from RefSeq and is a predicted model, not a curated record. Gene Ontology annotation, biological process: positive regulation of T cell proliferation; T cell receptor signaling pathway; T cell costimulation.